Messenger RNA from Tilletiopsis washingtonensis, 1270 nucleotides. Its product is annotated as S-adenosyl-L-methionine-dependent methyltransferase. Gene Ontology annotation, cellular component: nucleus; cytoplasm. Gene Ontology annotation, molecular function: protein binding; protein arginine N5-methyltransferase activity. The record is from RefSeq and is a predicted model, not a curated record. NCBI's taxonomy places the organism in Eukaryota, Fungi, Basidiomycota, Exobasidiomycetes, Entylomatales. Gene Ontology annotation, biological process: peptidyl-arginine methylation. The coding region runs from base 69 to 1226 and encodes 385 amino acids. The transcript is spliced from 6 exons.
GAGUGCCGCGCGGCACCCGCAACCUUCGCUCACCCGGCCUGCCUCUCUCUCCACCACACUCGCUCGCCAUGUCCGCACCGCCCGCCGGCCUCGACGCCGCACGCGUCUCGCGCAACCUCGAGCUGCACGCGGCCGCCGCGGCCGGCGAUGCGGCGCAGGCCAAGGCGCUGCUCGACGCCGGCGCCGACGUGUGGUGGGAGGACGAGGCGACGCUGGGGUGGGAUGCGCUGCACUACGCCGCCGAGCGCGGCGACGCAAAGCUCUGCCGCCUGCUGCUGCGGCGCGGCGCCAUCUGGAAUGCCGUGGACGUGAACGGCUACACGGCCGCCGAGGUCGCCUGGUCGCUCAACGACGGCGCCACGUACCAGACAAUCCUCGAUGAGGCAGUGCGGCAGACCGUCAUCCGCAACCUGCUGGCGCAGAAGGCCGAGCAGCAGCGGCUCGAGGGCGGAGGUGAGGAGGCCGAAGCCGAGGCAGAGGCGUCGACGAGCGGCAGCGCGCAGAUCGCCGCCGAUGGCAGCCUGGUGCUGCGCGUCGACAGCGGCGACGAGGUGGGCGCCGAUCCAAAGGCCUUUCUCGCGAGCAAGCUGCGCUUCGAGACGGGCGCCGACGGCAAGGAGCGGUGUGUUGACCGCGACGGCGGCGUCGUCAUGGCGGCGUGGGAGACCGACAUCAUGGAGCGCACAGCCGCGCUGCUCUGCGAGGGGCAGCGCGACGGCUUCUCGGCGCUGAACAUUGGCUUCGGGCUGGGCAUCAUCGACGGCUUCCUCCAGCGCUACAAGCCUGGCCGGCAUGUCAUUGUCGAGCCGCAUCCAGACGUGCUGGCACAUCUGCGUGCAAAGGGCUGGGACAAGCUGCCGGGCGUCGAGAUCUGGGAGCGCAGAUGGCAGGACUGCCUGGCGGAGCUGGGCGACUUUGACGUCAUCUACACCGACACGUACAGCGAAGACUAUGCGGCCCUGCGCGCCUUCUUCGAGGAGCUGCCCAAUCUCGUCUCGGGGCCCGACGCUCGCUUCUCCUUCUUCCACGGCCUCGCCGGCACGAACCGCUUCCUGUACGACGUAUACACGCGCGUGGCCGAGCUCGACCUGCGCGGCAUUGGACUCGGCACCGAGUGGGAGGAGAUGCGCCCACAGCUCACCGAGGAGACAUGGCAGGGCACGCUGCGCAGCUACUGGACGCUCGACAGCUUCCGCAUCCCCCUCUGUCGAAUGAACGUCUUCUGACGUGAGCGCAGGUGCGCGGUGGUGAUCCAGGAGGGGGGGAUAUC